Dendrobium catenatum is the source of this 1341-nucleotide messenger RNA. RefSeq lists its product as uncharacterized. NCBI's taxonomy places the organism in Eukaryota, Viridiplantae, Streptophyta, Magnoliopsida, Asparagales, Orchidaceae. Bases 1 to 1341 code for a protein of 446 amino acids. The record is from RefSeq and is a predicted model, not a curated record. The transcript has a single exon.
AUGGCUUCACCCCAGGUUCAUUUCCCCCCUCUUCCCUCCACCUCUGUUCUUGGCAAUCCUCCCACUGGAGGAUCCUAUGCUGAUAAUGUUUCAACCACUAUACCCAAAGCUAAUGUCUUUCCAGUCUCUUUCUACGCUCCUGGUCAGAAAAAGCUUUCCUUCAACCUCAACGAUCUGUCCGAAGGAAAAACCGUGUGGAACAACGCCCUUAUUGGAUAUUCUCUUGGUCCUAGACCAUACUAUGAACGACUUCUCAAAGCCAUGCAAAAGCUCUGGCCUCUUAAAGGCUCCAUGUCCCUCCUUUCCUUGGCAGAUGGGUUCUUCCUGCUGAAGUUCACUACCUCUGAAGACCUUGAAUCUAUUCUGUCUGGUGGCCCUUGGUUCCUACUUGGUAAGCCCUUCAUUCUACAGAGAUGGUCCCCAAAGUUCAAGCCGAAGCGUGAUGAGGCUGCUCCCAUCCCUCUCUGGAUCAAAAUAGUUGAUUUUCCGCUAGCCCUAUGGACUCCGACAGGUAUCUCUCGCAUCGCCAGUUAUAUCGGUGUCCCGAUCUCUGUUGACGCUCUCACAGCUAAUAGAACCAGACUUACUUUUGCCCGGGUAUGUGUCCAAAUCACUAAAGAUUCCAUCUUGCAUGAAGAAAUCCCUAUAGAGAUUGAUGGUGAAGACCUUAUCCUUUCUGUUAUCUACGACUGGAAGCCGGAUCGGUGUGAAGGAUGUGGCUCUUUGAUACAUCCUUUCUCCUUAUGCCCAAAAAAUCCAAAUCCACAGCCUUUUUUACCUCCACAACCACCCAAAAAUCGUGGUAGGAGCACCUCGCGGCAUAGAGCUUCUCAGACGCGCAGGUCUCCUUCCAGAAAGCCAACGACAAACCCCACAAUUAGUGCUGAAACCUCCACCAACCCUAUUGAUCCCAAACUCAACAUUAUUCAGGACACUUCUCUUCCAGUCAAUGAAACUCUACCCGCUUCUUCGCUUCCAGUUAAUGAUUCAUUACCCAUUUCUUAUAAUCAAACCUUGAUUCCCCCUCUCCCAAACCUCAAUUCCCCUACUGAGGUGUCUUCAUCCUCAGAACAGCCAACACCAAAUUAUCUUCCUAAUAUCCCCAAAAUCCCCCUUGGUAACAAGUUUGAUUUUCUUCAGUCCGCUGAAGAAGACACUCCCAAUCAUGUUGACAGUCUGUCUGAAAAUGGCUCUUCUUCCAUUCCUAAUGUUGGGGAAGAGCCGCCUGAUACUUCCACUUCUACUGGGAAAAAACCCAAACCUGACAAAGGUAAAUCCCCUUCCAAGUCCAAGCCACCUAAAGGCAAAUCGGCCAAGAAGGCCAAACCCUCAAAAUUUUAA